GUUAGAAAUCGGUGUAAAAAUCCAUCUAAAAAUGCGAAAUUCUGAACAUUUUGGAAUAAUUUCGUGUGAUUUCAGAGCAAAUUAGCAUCAUUAGCAACCACCGCAGCCAUUCCCAUUGGAAAAGUUCCGAAAAGUCCCAGCAGGAAAGUGGAAAACCGUGGAAAUUGCGCCACGGAACGAACGAUCGAAUCACGGAGGAAAAGGAUUGAAUCCCAGGAUGAAAGGAUUGUAGAAAUGAUCCCUCACUUCCGAUAUAAACCACUAAAGGAACCCACAACGAGCCCCAGAGUUUGCUAGAGUUUACGCCUCAUCUGACCCCCGCGUUUUAAGUUCGAUUCGGAUGCGGCAAAAAGUGUAGCUAAACUAACUUAAACUUAAUUUCGACCUAGUCUUCCACGUUACCGCUGGUGGGUGGUAUCGCACAGUGAACGGGUACAAUUGCUCGCCGCAAGAAAGCCAAAAUGUCUCCCUCGGAAACAUCCGCCUGCGAGGAUCUGAAGGCGUUCGAGCGGAGACUCACGGAAGUGAUUGCCUGCCUUCAGCCACCCACACUCCGGUGGAGGCUGCUGCUGGGAGUCACGUCGCUAGUAACUUUCGUCGGUGCAUUCUACUGGCUGACCGAUCCCCGCACUUCGAUCGUCCCGCUGAUUGAAUCGCUUUUAAACCAUUCAAUCUUCACGAUAUCCACUAUCGUGCUCUUGCUCCUGUUCGUGUUUGGCAUACACAAGCUCGUCAUCGCACCGCAGAUCAUCACCUCACGAACGAGGAACGUGCUGGCCGAGUUUAACAUGUCCUGUGAUGAAACCGGCAAGCUUAUAGUGCGUCCCCGUCCAACCAAUAACUCGCGCUACAUGGAACUGAGCUAAGCCAACCUGGCCCUGCUCGGUCUCGUAGCAUUGCUUGCUCGUCCUGCUUGUCUGUCUGCCGCCACUCGUUCGAUGUGGAUUAUGUAAAUAGGAGUCAACAGUGCUUUCUACACAGCAUUUUAAUUUUUGUCAUCGUACCACCUUGUAUUUAACAUUUCAUUAUGUUUUCGCGCAGUGUUCUGAGGCUUUAUUAUCUCCCAUUCCGUGUCCCAGCAGGAUGCGUCAUGGGACCUCAAUAAACGAUCCGCUCCCCAUA
Molecule: messenger RNA, 1122 nt
Organism: Anopheles darlingi
Lineage: Eukaryota; Metazoa; Arthropoda; Insecta; Diptera; Culicidae
Gene: Cnep1r2
Product: nuclear envelope phosphatase-regulatory subunit 1 homolog
Exons: 4
Coding region: 462-866 (134 amino acids)
Cellular component (GO): Nem1-Spo7 phosphatase complex; cytoplasm
Source: RefSeq, a predicted model, not a curated record